AUGUGUUUAGAGGGAUCGCAUGAUUUUGAAGACAACGAAGACUGUGGUUUGUCUCCUGACUUAUUGAAGAUGGUAGAAAGGGCCGAGAAGCAAAUCCUACCUCAUAGGGAAUCAAUAGAAAUUGUGAGCUUAGAGGAGGGUAAAGAGGAUAUACCGGGGUUAAGUACUGACAUGGUAGUCUAUCGUCUCCCUAUAAGAGAAGAUUGCAAGCCAGUGCAGCAAAAGCUCAGAAUGAUGAGGCCUGAUAUCGUGUUGAAGAUAAAGGAGGAGGCCCAAAAGCAGUUUGAUGCCGGAUUUCUGCAAGAAGUCAGGUAUUCUGAGUGGGUGGCUAACAUCGUACCAGUUCCAAAGAAAGAUGAGAAAGUACGAAUGUGUAUGGAUUAUCGGGAUUUGAACAAGGCUAGUCCAAAGGAUAAUUUCCCAUUGCCUCACAUUGACACAUUGGUAGACAAUACUGCGGGCUUUUCACUGUUUUCCUUCAUGGAUGGAGCGACAUACCAAAAAGCCAUGGUAGCCUUGUUCCAUGACAUGAUGCACAGGGAAAUCGAGGUUUACGUUGAUGAUAUGAUCGCGAAAUCUAGAACGGAGGGCGAACAUGUGCGGGUCUUGAGAAAGUUAUUCUUAAGAUUGAGAAAGUUCCAGCUCAAGCUUAAUCCAGCGAAGUGCACUUUUGGGGCCAGGUCAGGAAAGUUGCUAGGCUUCAUAGUCAAUGAAAAGGAAAUCGAGAUUGACCCAGACAAAGUCAAGGCAAUACAAGAUUUACCUCCACCUCGCACUCAGAAAGAAGUUCGGGGUUUCCUCGGAAGACUGAAUUACAUCGCUAGGUUCAUUUCACAACUGACUGAGAAGUGUGACCCUAUAUUUCGUCUUCUGAAGAAACAUAAUCCUGGUACUUGGGAUGAAGAAUGCGAAGAAGCUUUUAACAAGGUGAAGCAGUAUUUGUCUAACACUCCAGUGCUGUCACCACCUAGCCCAGAUAAGCCGCUGAUAUUGUAUCUGACAGUAUUUGAUAAUUCCAUGGGGUGUGUGCUAGGCCAACAUGAUGAAACGGGGAGAAAAGAAAGGGCAAUCUUACUGUCUGAAUUUGAUAUUGUCUAUGUGAGCCAAAAGGCUGUGAAAGGGAGUACAAUUGCUGACUUUCUAGCUAGUAGAGCUCUGGAGGACUAUGAGCCGUUGAGUUUUGAUUUCCCAAAUGAAGACCUGAUGUGUAUAGCGGCUACUGAAGAAAAUCUACAAGAAAGUCACGGUUGGAGGUUAAACUUCGAUGGAGCCUCGAAUGCCGUGGGCAAUAGAAUUGGGGCAGUCCUAGUGUCCCGGAAUGGUGAUCAUUAUCCUUUCACUUGCAAAUUGGAUUUUGAUUGUACAAACAACAUGACAGAGUAUGAAGCAUGCAUCAUGGGUAUUCGUGCAGCUAUAGAGCGAGGAAUCAAAGUGCUAGAGGUCUAUGGAGAUUCAGCAUUGGUGAUAUAUCAGCUCAGGGGUGAAUGGGAAACGAGAGAUCCCAAAUUAAUCAGUUAUCGAAAACAUGGGGAUAUGAAGCCAAUCCAAAUAAGUAUCUAUGAAGACCCGGCUCAUUGUUACAAUAUUGAAGAAGGAGAAAUUGAUGAUAGCCCUUGGUAUCAAGAUAUACUACGGAGGGGAAAAGAUCAGGUACUGCUAAGAUAUGUGGACGCCGUAGAAGCAAAGAAAAUUCUAGAGGAAGUCCAUGAGGGCAUCUGCGGGACGCAUGCCAGUGGGUUCACAAUGGCUAGGCAGAUUAUGAGAUUCGGGACCUCCACCGGGGCAACGCCUUUCUCCUUAGUUUAUGGCAUGGAGGCAGUCUUGCCCAUCGAAGUUGAAAUCCCUUCUCUCCGGGUUUUGACUGAGCUACAAUUGGAUGAAGCGGAAUGGGUUCAAUCUCGAUAUGAUCAGUUGAACUUAAUAGAGGGAAAGAGGCUAAAGGCUAUUCAGCAUGGUCAGAUGUAUCAGAAAAGAAUGAUGCGAGCCUACAACAAGAAAGCCUUCUCUGGAGGAGCCCUGAUCCUGGCUGAAAUGGAUGGAAAAAACUUGCCUAAUCCAGUAAAUUCAGAUUCGGUCAAGAGAUACUUUACUUGA
Molecule: messenger RNA, 2094 nt
Organism: Gossypium raimondii (Peruvian cotton)
Lineage: Eukaryota; Viridiplantae; Streptophyta; Magnoliopsida; Malvales; Malvaceae
Exons: 8
Coding region: 1-2094 (697 amino acids)
Molecular function (GO): RNA-DNA hybrid ribonuclease activity; nucleic acid binding
Source: RefSeq, a predicted model, not a curated record